Prunus mume (Japanese apricot) is the source of this 1137-nucleotide messenger RNA. RefSeq names its product PsbQ-like 2 (gene PNSL2). Gene Ontology annotation, cellular component: chloroplast; photosystem II oxygen evolving complex; extrinsic component of membrane. Gene Ontology annotation, molecular function: calcium ion binding. The record is from RefSeq and is a predicted model, not a curated record. Lineage: Eukaryota; Viridiplantae; Streptophyta; Magnoliopsida; Rosales; Rosaceae. Gene Ontology annotation, biological process: photosynthetic electron transport chain; photosynthesis.
ACAAAAACCUGCCCAAGAAUCCACAAAAACCAUCAUACUUCUAUGAAAUAUUGGAAAUUUGUCUGCAUUUAAGCAGAAGCCAUGAGCAGCUUCACCAACACCACCACAACCUUCCUCCAUGCCCAAAUCACCAAACCCCAAAACUACCUCUGCAAAAUCUCACUCCCAGCCAUCAAAGCCUCACUUCCAGGAGCAGAAGAAGAAGAAAACAAUGCCACAAGUCGAAGAAAAAUUGUGACAACAUUUUUAGGCACUUCCUUGGCAAUUGGGGUGCACCAACAUGGCAUUGCCACCCCACUUGGACUAGCCGAGAAUUGGGGCACUCGUUCGUUUAUAAGGGAACGUUUUUUUGAGCCCGGAUUGUCUCCAGAAGAUGCAGUGGCUAGAAUUAAGCAAACAGCUGAAGGGCUGCACAGCAUUAGGGACAUGUUGGAGGCCAUGGCUUGGAGGUAUGUCAUAUUUUACAUUCGCCUAAAGUCGGCCUAUCUUUCUCAGGAUCUGAAAAAUGCGGCAACUCUGGUGCCAGAUGUUCGCCGUCAAGAGUAUGUUAAGACGGCCAAUGAGUUGGUGAAUAACAUGACAGAGUUUGAUUAUUAUGUUCGAACGCCAAAGGUGUAUGAAUCGUACCUAUACUACGAGAAGACAUUGAAAUCAAUAGAUGAUCUGGUGGCGAUGUUGGCCUAGUACGAGGUGUUGGAUGUUUUUAUUUGGAGCUACAUGAUUGCAAAUUUCAAUGCUUUGGAUUGAAACCAAAUAUAUUUGGGUAAAUAUAAAAGCGCAUGGUUAGUUGAUAGAUAAAAGCACAUGGCUCGUUUAGAGCUCUCGCAACGGUAAUGCCACUACUAGAAUAUAUGUUGCCAAAUCUCUAUCACAGAUGAGAAGGCAUAUGAGAUCUAACUGAAAGAAAAACAGUUAAUAUCCUACAAGUAUGUGCCCAAACAGGAAUAAAAACUAAAGGAUUCAUGUGCCGAGACGGUUUAGUUAUGGUAAUGUUAAAAGCCCUUUUUGUGAGUAAUUUUUGCAGUUGCUUAGAAUGAGCUAUAAUGUCAAAAGCCAAAAAUCAUAUGUAAGAAAGCUAUUUCAUCACAUAUUUUUAAUUUCCUCCAAUAUCUAAGAUAUAAGUUUCAUGUAAUUGCA